CAGUUCAAAGUCGCCGCCAGCAGUCAAUACAGUUACGGUGAGGCACUUCCACAGCGCCAGAACCAUUUAGGAGCGCUCCCUAUCCAAAUGUAACAGUCAUUUCACUCCAAUCGCCGUCAAAUAGAAAAGUUUCUAUAUAUAUUUUUUUCUGGCUAUGGCAACGACCAAGCCGAGUUUUCUGGCGCAGCCGACUGUGAAGAGCGUGCGGGUUUACCGCAAUGGGGACCCGUUCUUCGCCGGCAGAAAAUUCGUGAUCAACGAGCGGCAUAUCUCAACGUUUGAAGCCUUCCUGAAGGAAGUGACCAGCGGGCUGGAGCCACCGUUCGGGGCUGUCCGGAACAUCUACACGCCGCAGCAGGGUCACCGCAUCUACCACCUGGAGGAGCUGGACAGCGGCAAGCAGUACGUGGCGGGAGGCAAGGAGAAGUUCAAGAAACUCGAUUACAACCAGAUAGGGAUAAAGAAGACAAAGCCAUUGCUGAAAGAUGCCCCGAUCAAGCCUGUUGCUCACAGUCGGAUAAUUGCAUCCGCAAGAUUUCGGAAGCUUACGCAAGAGCCGUGCACUAUUUGUGUGAUUGCAAAUGGAGACCUCCUAAAUCCAGCAAUCCGGCUGCUAAUUCCAAAGAGGAUACUUGGCCAAUGGGAACAAGUACUUGCCAGUAUCACAGAAAAAGUGAACCUUAGAACCGGGGCCGUAAGAAAGCUUCAUACAUUGGAUGGAAGGUCCAUCAAUGACGGCUCUGAACUUGAAAAUGGAGGAUAUUAUGUUGCAGUGGGCAGUGACAAAUUUAAGAAGUUGCCCUAUAAUGAACUUAUUUUCGAUAAAGCAUAUCCAAGAAGAACUAAUAGAUCAAAGGCUGCAUCACUUCCUCCAAUCCCAGGCUCAAAGAAGAAUAAAGAAAAUGGAGAUCGGCAAAUCCGUUCUACAGGGGCUGAAAGUGAAGUAUAUCCACUGAUCCUGUCACAAUCCCCAAAGAGGAAAGGAAAGAAGGAGCAAGUCUUAGCCAGAGAAGAACCCGUGUUCCGUGCAAAACCUAUCAAAGUGAAGCCCGACAAGAAUGGCAGUGGAAACCCAAAGCUCAGUCCUGAAAAUGAAAUCUGCGUGUUUAAAGCUUACGAGGAGAGGAGAGAGACCAUGGGUGCAAUGGAAGUUGAAGAAGAUAACCAAACACAAAUGGAGCUGCCUAUUGAUCAGAGGCCUGCAGAGAUUGUGGAAGAAGAGGAGACCUUACGAGUACGGUGUAAAGAAGGCAAUUAUGAUGAGGCAGAUGGUGAGUUCCAAAAUGUGGAAGAAGAAAAUUGUAAUGAUGGAUUUUACAAAGGAGAGAAACCAACGUCUCGUCAAAUAGAGGAAUAUCCUCAUUUGAAUGUGAAUCCAUGUGAAGAAGAGAAGAAUGGCAAUGAAAAUGAACCCAGCCCUCAGGUGGAAGAAGACAUUGUGGACAUUGUAGAGCAAGAGGUGGGAGAUGCACUUCAGUCGGAAGUGAAUCUUAAAGACAAAUAUUUUCAAAUGCAUAAUCUUCCUCUGAAAGGGGAGACCAUUGAGGAAAAUGAAGCUGAACCUCAGCUGCCAGAAGAAAUUGAUGACCUUACAGAGAAAGAGCAGAAGGGUGCUGAUCAGUUAGAAGAGGUUCCCAUGGAUAAAUAUAUUCCUCCCCAAGACCUUUCUCAUGAAGAGGAGACGAUAAUUGAUGAAAGUGAAGCUGAGCUUCAAGUGGAAGAGGGAAUUGCUGAACGUGUAGAGCAAGAGGAGGAAGGUGUUAAUCAAACAGAAGAGGGUCCUGAAAAUGACUACUUUCCUCCACAAGACCUUCCUAAUGAAGAAAAGAUGAUUGAUGAAAGUGAAGCUGAACCUCAGGUGGAAGAAGUUGUUGACCUUGCAGAGAAGGAAGGUGAAGAUCGGGCAGAGGAGAACUGUGAAGAAAGUCAAGACACAAAAGAGGAAUUCCAGAAAAAUGAUUUGGAUCAGAAACUGGAAGACGGUUCUGCAGAGCAAGAUUCUCCACUAGAAGAGAUUGAGGAUGAAAUAUUAUCUGCAUUAGAACCAAACCAGGAUGAUAAUAACCUGGAAGAAAUAUUAGCAAGUCCUGCAGAAAGCAUACCCAAACCUCUGGAAACAGAUGGAAAAGAAAUUAUUCAAUCGGCCACAGGACGUGCUGUCUUGGCUCUGUGAACUUACAGCACAUUACAAGUUGGCAAACAUAGCACAAUUCCAUACAUUUCAUUUUCUUCCCACCUUUUAUGUCAUGAUUACAGUUUCUCCCCUGGCUGGAACUGUGAAUUGAUAAGGACAAAAUUGUUUCAGUGUGCUGUUGUUGUUCUGUGGUUGGCCUGUUUAUAAUCAAGUACAUAUAAUUUUAAAUGAAGUGCAGGGAGUAUUAUGACCAGGGGACAUAAAUAUAAUUUUUCCCCAAUUAGGAAGAACUAUAUUUGGCCUUAUUUUUUAUUUCCAUUGUAAGCUCUAAUGCCCAUGUUUGUUUUGAAAACUACCUAUCCAAAUUCCUCAAGUUGUAAUUGUACCCUCCUUGGCUAUGGGAGAACCGUCGUGCUUCUCCCAGUUGGAAGGCUGGUUACCACAUAACUUGCUUAUGUUGGUAGUUCCUAUUAAAACGGGAGCAAGGAAAUAGUAUUGAUAAAAUUUAAAAUAGCCUGUUUUCAAUUAUAUUUUAGAGGUUCCCGCAAAAUCUAAGUAGGAAAUGUGAAAUGAACAAAUAUUCCAAUCCAGAUACUCCAACAAAACUAAAUCUCUGUUGAGAGAUUUGUACUUUGCUUUCUGAAUUCCUGGAGCAACAAUAAAGGUACAACUAUCACUAGGAUUGGUACGUGAUUACACGUUGGCAUAUAUAUAUAUAAAAUAAGUCAACAAGUAUGAGUUUUUGUUUUGUUGUACAUUUUCUUAUCUAUUAUGACUUAUAGAAGUCACAUUUAAUGCCUGCUGCCCAGUAUGAUAUUUGUCGGCUGUUUAGUUGAAUCAGCUAUGGGUGAUAUGCUGUGGCCACAUGCUACACACUGUACAGCAGAUGAGAUGAAAUAAUGAAAACACUGUGGCAAAAGUUAAGGAUCGACGACUCCAAUUUCCCUGCUUCAAAAAAUUAAGCUUCAGCACUUGCGAGAUAAUGAACUAACCAUGCCAAUGGAAGAAUUAGCUAAUGAUUUUUUGAACAAAUUGCUACUGAUGUAGAGUUGGUGCUUCAAUGCAAGUGCUGAUGAUGUUGCUACAUUUAAUGCUCAGCAUGGGUGAACAUGCUUUUUUUGUGGGGAUUCAUCUGCAAGGCUGGUAGAAAGAAGAUGAUAAUGUCAAAAUAUUCCAAUGCCCUUCAAGGAUUUCUAAAGCUCUGCCUUUAUAUCAAAGGCAUAAAAGAUAAAUGUUUAAUGGAAUAAAUUAUUUGUUCAGAUAAACUUUCCACCAGUUAAGAUGAAUGUGAUUAAGCCAUAUUUUAUGUUCCUUGUGGGUUGUUGCCAUUGCAAGCAUUUAUAUCUCUCCAUGUUUGUCUCCAAUUAUUCAUGAGAAGGUGCGGCGUCACCUUUCUGAGCUACUGCUGCCGCUUAAUGACAUAGACACGCGGCUUGCUUGGUUGUUUCUGAGGCACAGCAGCUAAAUACAACCGGAUCAGGCAAGAGUAACAGAUUACCAUCUCCAAAGGAUCUAAGUAAAGUUGUAGGUGCUUUUGUUUACAACAAUCCAAAAGCUUAACAGUUACCAGUUAUGAAUAUAUGCAUCUUACACCAUUUAAAAAAUAGUGAAUUACCCAUGUGAAUGCUGUAUCCACCUUACAUUUUGUGCUGUAUUCUAUGUUACUUCAAAUGGACGGACUGUGACAGGUACUUUUGAUACCAUUUCUAAACAUGUUGAGGUAAUUAGUGAUUUCACUGCAAACCACUAUUUAAAAGAUUCUUAGAUCCUUGCAGCCUUCUUUCAUCCUUCAGUAUGUCACUUUGAUUAGAUUCCAGAACUAUUCUUGGCAUAAUUGGGAUUGAUGGAAUUGGAGGGAAUAGUGAGGCAGAACAUAUAGAAAUGUUUAACAGUGCAGAUUCACUCAGCUGCGCUUAGUUCACUGUGCAGUGCAGGGAAAGGCAGCUGGGCAUUGUAAGUAUCAAAUUCGACACUGUGGCACUUGCGGGUUUUCUUUCAAAGUCAAUGAAUCUGUGGCCAUUAGUACUAAGUAUGUGGGAGAUAGGUAAAUUUUAUUUUACUUUGUAUGUUUUAUGAUCUAUGAUGUAUCAUUUAAAAAAUGAGGAAGAGAAAGGCAGCAGAUUAUAAGAUAUCUAAGCAAACAUCACUGGGUCAAAUGAAAAAUCUAUAAAAGUCAAUUGAAUUGGGAUAAUAGAAAGGAUAUUUCAAGCAAACUGUGCGAGUAGAUUUGAAAUGAAAGCAAAAUAUUGUGGGAAUACAACAGAGUGAAGUCUGUCCUGGACAGUUUGGAAUUGAUCAUCCAUUUUACAUUCUGGUUAAGCAUUGAUUCCAAUUAAUCUUAAGACCACAGAACUAUUGGGUUAAUGAUAGCACCCUCUUCCAACCCACCCACUCCCAUCCCUGAAAUUAAAUAUUGAAGACAAUUUUCUUUCAAAAUCAUGUUAUGAGUCUAUUUCUUGUUUCAUUCUGUGCAACAAUGUCAACCCAAUACAAGAUCUAAACCCAUGACUGGAACUUCUUCCUUGGUCAGAUAUAAUUGUGAUCUUUAAAUGUCACUGCCUUUUCAGUUUCACUUUAUGGGCAUGUUGUAGUGUAAAUGCUGAACAAUGGACUGAGAGCAAUGGAUCACAUCUUCUGUCUGGGUUCGGGUCCAGAUCACAAAGGGAUUAUAUUCUAAAUUGUUGUGUUAUGCAGCCAAGCUCAUCCAAAAGGAUCUUCAGAAUUUAAAUGAGGCACUCUACCUUUGCCCUUAAUCAAGCAUUGCAUGUGCAAUUAUUGCCAGCCAAUGGUGAAAGUUGCUUUCUAAACCAUUGUUUUAUUUAUUUCAGUUGUCCAGUGACCAGGUUUAUUACCCAUCGUGAUAGAGGGCAAGGUUCCCAACUGAUAGAAAUGUAAAAUAUUGCUUGACAGAAUAAAACCUAACUUAUUAUCCUUUCACAUGUUUCUCUCACUAGGUGUAAUAGAUUAUUGGCCUGAGUAAUUAACACACUAUUAUUGAUGUAAUAUCUUGUAAUUUCCUUUGUACGUUGUUAAUGUUUCAACUGUAGUCACUGUUAAAACUGCAGAACUCAUCAUAGUUGCUUAGUGAGGGGAAAAAAACUGUUCUUAAGAUUUUGCACAUAUUAUAGAUGUUACACCAAUGGCAUUAGGGUGAUAGCAUUCAUCAUUGCCUUUCAGACUGUGUAAAUAAACCAUCCUUUAUUGACAUUAAUGUUUCCUAGAAACUAGUAUCUGUAUAAAAUGCAUCAUUCAUAUUGACACAUUAAUGCUAUCAAUAUUUCCUUGGCAAGUUGAGUUAUAAUGUGCUCUAUUUUAUAUUUCAUUACUGCACUGUAAAUAAAGUGAC
Messenger RNA from Mobula hypostoma (lesser devil ray), 5480 nucleotides. Its product is annotated as doublecortin domain-containing protein 2-like. The record is from RefSeq and is a predicted model, not a curated record. Gene Ontology annotation, cellular component: axoneme; microtubule; kinocilium. The transcript is spliced from 10 exons. The coding region runs from base 155 to 2173 and encodes 672 amino acids. Gene Ontology annotation, biological process: intracellular signal transduction; regulation of cilium assembly; cilium assembly. NCBI's taxonomy places the organism in Eukaryota, Metazoa, Chordata, Chondrichthyes, Myliobatiformes, Myliobatidae.